Messenger RNA from Aureobasidium namibiae CBS 147.97, 300 nucleotides. RefSeq names its product UPF0057-domain-containing protein. Lineage: Eukaryota; Fungi; Ascomycota; Dothideomycetes; Dothideales; Saccotheciaceae. The record is from RefSeq and is a predicted model, not a curated record. Bases 1 to 300 code for a protein of 99 amino acids. Gene Ontology annotation, cellular component: membrane. The transcript has 2 exons.
AUGAUUUCGCAGGUUCUCCUGAUCAUUUUGACCGUAUUUUUGCCCCCUGUAGGCGUGUUCAUGAUCGCGGGCUGCGGCGCAGACCUCCUUAUUAACAUCGCGCUUACACUGUUGGGCUUCUUCCCUGGCCAUAUCCACGCCUUCUACCUCGAGUACGUCUACUACAACAGACAGGAGCAGGGCAACGCGGGCGUCUUCGACAACAGCCACGCUCCAGGCGUCUACAGCGACAACGUGCAGACCGGAGGUCGCGGCUAUGGCACCAUGCCCGCUCCCGUAGCUGGCGCUCGUGUGAACUAG